GGUGGAUUUACUGAGACUCAGACAGACAGACCGGCUGUCCCCAAGCUGCGCUGAUCCUUCACACAUCCGGCAGCACGCUGGAGUCCGCCUGCCUCCUCCAGUCCCUUAUCACUGGCCACCUGCCUCUCCGAGAAUAACACAGCGGCAUCAAACAUCAAGCAACCAAAAGCGAGGAGACGAGACAAGAUACUACCCGGUUUCUUGUGCCACCUUUUCGGCUUCCAGCACUCUUCCCCUCCUCUCACCCUGGUCCUGCGGGAGUAGACAGGACUGCGCACAGGGCGCACUUGGCGACCCGGGUUUGUUGUCGUUACCACGGGAGGAGCGCACAGCGAGCAGAGCUAUAUAGCCGGUACUGGCUUCUCAUUAAACCGGACUGACCGCCCCCCCACCCUCAGAGGAGCCACUUGCAUGGAUGCACCAUGGCCACGUUUAUCUGCAGGGUUCAGUUUUUAGAUGACACCGAUCCGUUUAACAGCACGAAUUUUCCAGAACCGACGAGACCACCGCUGUACACCUUCAGGGAGGAUAUCCCACUAAUCAACCAGUUAGCAGGCGUCCACCGGCUGCUCAAAGCUCCACACAAGCUUGAUGACUGUGCGCUGCAGCUGUCCCACAAUGGCACCUAUCUGGAUCUGGAGUCCUCUCUGGCUGAGCAAAGGGACGAGCUGGAGGGCUUUCAACAGGACGACACAGGGUCCAGAGGAAAGAAGCACAGUGUUGUUCUGAGGACCCAGCUGACCGUCCGUGUGCACGCCUGCAUCGAAAGACUGUAUAACUCCAAUGGACGUGACUUGAGAAGAGCACUGUUCUCUCUGAAGCAGAUUUUUCAGGAUGACAAAGAUCUGGUCCAUGAGUUUGUGAUGGCUGAAGGUCUGACGUGUCUUAUCAAGGUGGGAGCAGAAGCUGAUCAGAACUACCAGAACUACAUACUCAGAGCUCUGGGGCAGAUCAUGCUGUAUGUAGAUGGGAUGAAUGGUGUCAUCGGGCACGUUGAGACAAUCCAGUGGCUGUACACUCUUGUUGGCUCAAAGUUCCGCCUGGUAGUGAAAACAGCUCUAAAGCUGUUGCUAGUGUUUGUGGAGUACUCCGAGUCCAACACCCCACUGCUGAUAGAAGCCAUCACCACUGUGGACACCAAGAGAGGUUGCAAGCCAUGGUCCAAUACUAUGGAGAUCUUACAUGAGAAGGAUGGAGUGGACACAGAGCUGCUCGUCUAUGCCAUGACCCUCAUCAAUAAGACGCUUGCAGCACUGCCUGAUCAGGAUUCAUUCUACGAUAUGGUGGACGGUCUGGAGGAACAGGGCAUAGAAACAGUGUCCCAAAGACACCUGGGGCGGAAAGGCACUGAUCUGGACUUGGUUGAACAGCUCAACAUUUAUGAGACGACCCUACGGCAUGAAGACGGUGACGAUGACAGCCAGCCUCCACCAGUUGGACGUCGGGACCGCCGACGAGUCAGCCUCGGGGGCGGGGACAAAAAGCGCGGCCUGGAGAGGAGGCGGAGCCGCAGGGCAUCUCUUGGCCGUUCCGGUCAUGCCUCCCCCUGCAGCCCUGCAUCCCCACAGAGAGCCGGCUUCCAGCCUUUCAGUGGACAAAGAACAGAGGACACGAGCGAGAGCCCGGCUAGACAUCCUUCAUCCACAGUUCACCGAACAACCCUCCAGUCCAUCACCAUCACUUCCAGAAAGGAGAACAUAAAAGAGGAGGAGCAUAGGAAUCGGACCGAACCACCUUCAGCACUCCCCCUCCGCUCCCCCUCCACCCCCACCUCCUCUCUUCCCAUCUCCUCCCCUCUCAGCCCUCCAGCUGAAACCUCUCUUCUGGCCUCCCUACUGGCCAGGAAGAGGUCCAUUGUCAGCGUCCCGGCUACAAAGGAGGUCGUUCCGCCAUUGCGCGGCAGCUCCCGUCCCUCUCCCGACCGCCUGCCCUACCUGCCCCACUCGCCCUUCCACCUCUUCUCCUACGACCUCCAUGAGGAGCCGUCACCUCCGGCUCCAGCCAAACCCAGUGAGGAGUCCCCCAAAACGACAUCUCCCAGGAAUGGAGGUGUCAUGUCCUAUUCCUCUCACAGCACCCCAAGUACGCCUACCAGCUCCAGGCCUGCUUUAGGAGGUCUUCUGUCCUCCUCUUACCGACAACACCAGGAAUCUCUGGCAGCCGAACGUGAGCGCCGCCGUGUGGAGAGAGAGGAGAGGCUGCAGAGGAUAGAGAGAGAGGAGAGGAACAAGCACAGUCGCGACUAUGUGGAUAAAAUGGAAGAGGCCAGGCUUGCGCGGGAGGAGAGGUAUAAGAACGUGGAGCGUGUGGCGGCGGAGGAGUACGAGCGGGACCGCGUCCGGGUGUCAAGGGCUCGCCCUGACCUCAACCUGACCUUCGAACCCUCAGAGGCCUGGCCCUCAUCCUCACGCAGCAGCACCCCGUCCUCCUUCGCCUCCCAGGAAGACGCAGAGGCUGACCUCGAAGCCGAGACCCCCACUACCCCCAACACGCCCUCUGAGACUGGAGAGGCUGAUGACUCCUGUGCCAGUGUAGAAACGGAGGAAAAAGAGGCCACUGCUGAAGAGGAGGAAGAACAGAAAGAGGAAGAAGUGCAGGAGGAAGUGGCAACAGAAAAGGAGGAGGAAGGCGAGGAGUGUGAGCAGGAACCGGAGAAGGAGAAAGAAGAGGCGGAGGAGGACAGUGGCAUCCUGAGCGACAAGGAACGACAGAAUGAGGAAGUGAACGAGAAGGACAACUGCUCGGCCUCCAGCAUCUCCUCCGCCAGCAGCACUCUAGAGAGAGAGGAGAGGGGAAGCAACGAGAAUGGCUUUAAGGAGGAAGAGGUGAACGAGCAGUGCAGCAAACUCCUCAACAGCAAGCUAUUCAUGCUGGACAUGCUGUAUUCCCAGAACAAGAAACCCAGUGAUGAGGAGGAAGAGGAGGAGGAGGAGGAAGAAGAGGAUGCAGAGAAGGAGAAAGAGAAAGAAAAGGAAGAGGGAGAGGACAAAGAAACCCAGGAGGAUGCUGAGAGGCAGCUGAGUGUUGAACAGGAGAGCGACAACAGGGCCGACAAAUCCGCGCACCGUGGGACCAUCCGACCGUUAGCUGAGCGGUUUGGAGAAUUGCUCAAGGACCUUGUUUCGCCCCACGCUCACCUGGAGUGCCCAGCCAAUGAGCCCCCUCCACCCCCACCCCCACCCAAAAAGGAAUCCGACACGAUCUGGGACCAGCUCCUGGCCAGCCCUCGAGAGCUGCGCAUUGGAGACAUCAACUUCACCGACCUGACAGAGGAUGAUGACAAGAACAUUCUGGAUGCUGUUUUGAUGGGAGGAUGCGGGGACCUCCCACCCCCGCCGCCUCCUCCUCCACUCUUCAUCCACCGCUUCCCUCCUCCCCCUCCCAUGCUAGGCAGCUGCCCCCCGCCACCUCCCUUGAUCGGGUUUAUGAGGCCUCCUCCUCCCCCUGCAUCAAUUCCAGUGCCUCCUCCCCCGGAGCCACCUCUAUUCAACAAGAAAAAGAAGACAAUCAGGCUCUUCUGGAGCGAGGUGCGCCCGACAGACUCUCAGUACAAGGACUACAAGCGGAGCGGAGAUUCGCUCUGGUCCAAAUUGGAACCAGUGAAGUUGGACACAGCCAAACUGGAACACCUGUUUGAGUCGAAAUCAAAGGAAAUACCAGUUACAAAGAAAACAGCAGCGGACGGCAAGCGCCAGGAGAUCAUCGUUUUGGAUUCCAAGAGAAGUAACGCCAUCAACAUCGGCCUUACGGUGCUGCCUCCUCCUCGCACUAUCAAGACGGCCAUCCUUAACUUUGACGAGUACGCGCUCAACAAGGAGGGCAUCGAGAAAAUCCUGACCAUGAUCCCCACAGAGGAAGAGAAGCAGAAGAUCCAGGAGGCCCAGCUGGCCAACCCCGAUGUCCCACUGGGCUCAGCAGAGCAGUUCCUCCUCACUCUGUCCUCCAUCAGUGAGCUCUCCGCCAGACUCCAGCUCUGGGCCUUCAAGAUGGACUACGAAGCAACUGAGAAGGAAGUAGCAGAGCCGCUGCAGGAUUUGAAGGAGGGUAUGGAGCAGCUGGAGAAGAACAAAACUCUACGCUACAUCCUCUCCACGCUGCUCGCUAUCGGAAACUUCCUCAACGGCACCAAUGCUAAAGGUUUUGAGAUGACGUAUUUGGAGAAGGUUCCAGAGGUGAAGGACACGGUUCAUAAGCAGUCCCUGCUGCAUCACGCCUGCUCUGUUGUGGUGGAGAACUUCCCUCAGAGCACCGACCUCUACUCCGAGAUUGGAGCCAUCACACGAUCUGCAAAAGUGGAUUUCGACCAGCUGCAGGAGAACCUGUGUCAGAUGGAGCGGCGCUGCAAAGCCUCAUGGGACCACCUGAAGGUGAUAGCCAAGCAUGAAAUGAAGCCCCAGCUGAAGCAGAAGAUGUCUGACUUCCUCAAAGACUGUGCUGAGAGGAUUAUCAUCCUCAAGAUUGUUCACCGCAGGAUCAUCAACAGGUUCCAUUCGUUCCUGUUAUUCCUCGGUCAUCCGGCCUACAGCGUGAGAGAGAUCAGCGUCCACAGGUUCAGCAAAAUCCUCAGUGAGUUUGCGCUGGAAUACCGAACCACCCGAGACCGCGUGCUGCAGCAGAAGCAGAAACGCGCCGACCAUCGCGAACGCAACAAGACCCGAGGAAAGAUGAUCAUGGACGUCAAUGCUCCUUCUGAUGAUGAAGAAGAGAGUGAGUGUGUUCGGCAUGGCUCCAGUAGCAACAGCAGUGCCCCUAGUGGCAGCCAGGAGCCUGAGCAGCCUCAGGGUCUGGGCCACUCUGAGGAUGCUGCGGAGCAUGAACACAUGAAAGCUGUGCUGAGAACCAGCCUCAGUGGUGGCGACAAGGAGGCCAGCGGAGUGCCAGGGCUUCGGACACGCACAAGAUCCCGGCCUGGGCGGGGAGGUCGCACUAUGCAGGCAUGGACGCCACCCGUGGAAGACGCUCAGAUCUGUGGAGAUGACGCUGCAGACGAGAUCAUGGAGCGUAUAGUGAGGUCGGCCACUCAGGGUCCAGGAACCAGAGCACAGCCCCGAGAGAGGAGGAGGUCCAGGGCCAACCGCAAGUCAUUGAGGCGGACUCUAAAGAACGGUCUGACCCCAGAAGAAGCUCUUGCUUUAGGACUAACCGACUCUCCAGAAACAUAAAUGUUAUCAUCCCACCUCCCUCAUUGCCGCGGAAACACAGCUACAAUCAUCAAAGCGACAUCUCUGUCAGCCGCCUAUCCUCGCCACGUUUUACAGAGUUGUAUUCCACCUGUCACAAACCCUUUUUUCAGUUUUUGCCAGCUGCUAAUUUUGCCUGAUGUGUCUGAGUGAUGAAGCUACAGCCAUGAUAGUGUUUUUUUAAUUGCAACGCGAAGAAAUAGUGAAAGUGAAUCAAUCAAAUAAGAAAAGAAAAGUUUGAUUCAGUGAUGCUGCACUCACACACUACGUUUUGUUUUCCAUUUGUCUAAAUAUAUAUUUGAAAUGUUACAUUAGUCCAAAGGGAUACUUUUUGCUUGUGAGUUUCUGCAGCUGUGAUAUCACUAUGUUUUCAUUUAUUUAAGCUGUGAAUUUCGGUCGUAGAGAUUAAAAGGAUAAAGAGGAUGUUUAAUUUCUUCUCUUAUCCAGUUUCAAAGAAUCCCAAGAGCUCAGCACAAACAAAGAGGCUCACUGAGAGUGAUGUAAUGUUUGCUUCUGCAGCCACACGUUUGACAAGUGACGAGUGUAGUUGUGUUUAGUAGGAAGGUGAAAGGUUUUCAAUCGGGUGUGUGCCUUUCAUGUGACAGGGACAAUUGUACCUUUAAGAUAUCUUUCUGUCUUGUUUCAUGCACCUCCUACUUCACAGAUAACUCACAAAUGUCACAUUCACAGGCGUAGUUAUAUUGAGUACGAGCGCCGAUUGCAAUGAAUUCACUUUUUUAUUUUAUUUCGGCAGAAUUGUUCUCAGUAUUUAUUUGAAGAGCUCGGACAUCUUGCACCUUACUCAACAU
Messenger RNA from Larimichthys crocea (large yellow croaker), 5989 nucleotides. RefSeq names its product formin homology 2 domain containing 3a (gene fhod3a). Gene Ontology annotation, molecular function: actin filament binding. The transcript has 28 exons. Gene Ontology annotation, cellular component: cytoskeleton; cytoplasm. NCBI's taxonomy places the organism in Eukaryota, Metazoa, Chordata, Actinopteri, Sciaenidae. Gene Ontology annotation, biological process: sarcomere organization; cardiac myofibril assembly; cortical actin cytoskeleton organization. The coding region runs from base 423 to 5162 and encodes 1579 amino acids. The record is from RefSeq and is a predicted model, not a curated record.